Messenger RNA from Salvia miltiorrhiza (redroot sage), 4271 nucleotides. RefSeq lists its product as uncharacterized. The record is from RefSeq and is a predicted model, not a curated record. The transcript has 6 exons. Bases 471 to 3866 code for a protein of 1131 amino acids. Lineage: Eukaryota; Viridiplantae; Streptophyta; Magnoliopsida; Lamiales; Lamiaceae.
AUAUGAUUAGUAGCACCAUUAACAACAUACUCCAUUAAUUUUAUGAUUACUAGCAUCAUUGUAUUAAUUUCAGCUACUUAAAUACCAUCAUUAUUCCUCAGCACACGCAGACGUUAUUCCGCACUUACUAAUAGAAACUUAACUCCGACGGAGUUCAUCUGGUGUUAUUCCGUCGGUAAAUCAUGUAAUUAGAUGCGAAGCCCCUCUCAUUUAGUCAAAUUCUCCCCCAAAUUAGAACUUGCCCUAGGUUCACUUGUCUCCCAAAUCGCCGCCGCCGUCGUUUGAGUCCGCCUCCAUUCUCGCCGCCGACGUGUACUUGCGCCUCUCGCCGGGAAACUAAAAACUAAAACCUGCUGCUACAAGUUGCUUUCCUCUCCCGAUUCAACAACUCCGCCCACCUCGCUCUCCUCAAUCUCAACUGUUUCAAUUGCAGCUACUCAUUCUGCCUUUCUUCCUUUUGAUUUUCAGGAAUGAGUCAUAAUCGUGAAUGGAUGUAUAUUAAUCGUUUUCAUGAUGAUGGUGGUUUAAAUUCCGAUUUUCUAGCUGGACUUGAAACUUUCAUUGAGUUUGCUAGUAGUCGAUCACUGUUCAUGGAUGGAAACAAUAUUAAGUGUCCAUGUAAGAAAUGUGAUAACGUAUUUUAUAAAGAACCAAACACUGUAAGGUACCACAUUGCAAAGUUUGGAUUUGUUCAGAAUUAUUACACUUGGAGAUUCCAGGGGGAGACAUCAGUUGGUAUGGCUGAUGAGAUGAAUUUGGAUGUUGGCCAUAAAUCAAAUGUGCAUCACACGGUGGUGACGGAUGCUCAUGGUCCUCUGUUUAACAUGGGUGAGCCCGGAGAGAAGCCAAAUCCCGAAGCACAACGAUUUUACGACAUGUUAAAUGCUGCAAAUAAAGAGUUGUGGCCGGGCUGCUCAAACCAUUCACAGUUGUCAUUUAUGGCACGACUUAUGAGCUUGAAAUCAGAGAGCACCAUGGCUGAAAAAUGUUCUAACCAGAUACUGAAACUGGUAAAAGAAAGUGUUCCGGAGGAUAACUUGGUGCCUGAUGAUUUCUACAGCAUGAAGAAAUUGUUACAUGGCAUGGGGCUGCCUGUAGUAGAAAUUGAUUGUUGCAUUAGUAAUUGCAUGAUCUAUUGGCGAGAAGAUAUUGAAUUGGUUCGUUGUAAAGUUUGUGGUCAACAUCGUUUCAAGAGUAACAAUCGAGAAUCUUCAAGCCAACAGAAGAAACAAGUAGCAUUUAAGAAGAUGUUAUACUUCCCUCUAACUCCUCGACUACAGAGGUUGUAUGCGUCUAAAGCUACUGCUGAAAAUAUGCGUUGGCAUGCAUCAUCAUGUGAUGAUGGGGUCAUGCGUCAUCCGGCAGACUCACCCGCAUGGAAACACUUGAACAUGACGUAUCCUGUAUUUGCAUCAGAAAUUCGUAAUGUCAGAUUGGGUCUUUCAAUCAAUGGUUUCCAGCCCCUUAGUCAAUUAAGGCAACGAGAUUCUUCAUGGGCCGUUGUAGUGACACCCUACAAUCUUCCUCCUUCGAUGUGUAUGAAAGAGGAGUACAUGUUUCUCACGAUUUUAGUGUCUGGACCACGUAAUCCAAAGGAGGAUAUUGAUGUGUUCCUGCAACCACUUAUAUCAGAGUUGACAGAGUUGUGGGAAGUGGGUGUCCUUACUUAUGAUGUGUCGUUGAAGCAAAACUUUCAGAUGCACGCAGCUGUGAUUUGGACGAUUGGUGAUUUUCAUGCGUAUUCUAUGUUGUCCGGGUGGGGUACAGCCGGAAGAUUGGCUUGUCCACACUGUAUGAAGGAAACUGAUGCUUUCACAUUAACACAAAGUUGUAAGUUUUCAUGGUUUGACAACCAUCGAAAGUUUUUGCCUUAUGAUCAUCCAUUUCGUAAAAAUAAAAAAGCAUUCAGAAAGAAUACAGUGAUUAGUGCAGAACCACUAGAAAUGAUAUCAGGAGAAAAAAUAUUGAAUCAGAUCGAUGAGUGGGGACUAGUAAAAGUAACUAAGAUGGCUAGUGAUCCAAUAAACGGGUAUGUUUCUGAAAAAAUUGGCACUGGUUGGAAAAGAAGAAGUAUAUUAUGGGAUUUGCCUUAUUGGAGCUCUCUGUUGAUCCGACAUAAUUUAGAUGUCAUACAAAUAGAGAAGAAUGUGUUUGAUAGUGUGUUUAACACUGUCCUGAAUGUCCAAGGGAAAACAAAGGAUACGAGAAAAUCUAGAGAAGAGCUUAACCUAUACUGUUACAGACCAGGAUUGGAGGUUGAUGAGUCAACAAGAAAGUAUCCAAAAGCUUCUUACAUGCUUGACAAUCGUGAGAAGAAAGUCUUGUGUGAAUGGAUAAAAAGUCUCAGAUUUUCUGAUGGAUAUAUCUCAAAUUUGAGCAAAUGUGUAGACAUGAGCAAACUGAAGAUGUUUGGGAUGAAUGAUCAUAAGUGUCAUGUGUUCUUGCAGCGCAUUCUACCAAUUGCAUUUCGUGAACUUCUUCCACAAAAUGUUUGGAAGUCAAUAACUGAAUUAAGUUUAUUCUUCAAGGAUCUGACUUCUCGAAACAUUAAAACUGAGGAUAUGUGUAGGCUUCAUGAAAAUAUUGCAAUAAUUUUAUGCAAGCUCGAACGCAUCUUUCCUCCCAGUUUCUUCAACUGUAUGGAGCACCUACCUGUCCAUUUGGCUGAUGAAGCUCGCAUUGCAGGGCCAGUCCAAUAUCGAUGGUUGUACCCAUUUGAAAGGUACUUACGAAAACUGAAAAUUGAUGGAAGAGACAAAGCUAGAAUUGAAGAUUCUAUAUGCAAUGCUUAUUUAGUGAAAGAAGCAUCCACAUUAUGCUCUUAUUACUUUGAGGAACAUAUGAGGAUGAAGCGUAGAGAAGUGCAUCACAAUUGCGAUGGUCGAGGUGAUAUUAGGUAUGAAGAUCAUCCAGAUAUGCUUUCAAUUUUCAAGCAAUCUGGACAACCUUUUGGAGAAAUGUCAAAGAGAUAUCUGGAUGAAAAAGAGUUGGCUGCUGCUCAUUUAUAUGUUCUACUAAACUGUACUGAAGUUACAGAUUUGUAUUAUGAUCGGUUUGUUGAAACUUUAAAAAUAUCAAAUCCAUCAAUCUCUCAGUCUGAUAUUGAAAAGGCUAUAAAGAGGGACUUCGCACCUGUGUUGGCUGCAUAUGUCAAAGAUCCUCUUAGCUACGCCGACGCCGUGACUCCAAUGAUACGAGAACUUGCAACAGGGCCUUCACGACUAGUUAAGACGUAUCCAGGAUUUUAUGUAAAUGGAUAUAAAUUUCAAACUCUGAAACAUGGGACACAAAAAGCAACUAUGAAUAGUGGAGUGUGCAUUAAAGGUGAAGUUUAUGGAAACAAGAAUGAGCCUGAUUAUUAUGGGCGAUUGUUGGAGGUCUGUGAAUUGGAGUAUCCUAGGGUACCUGUCAAAACCAUAACAAUGUUCAAGUGUGAGUGGUUUGACACAUCAAAAAAGGGGACAUUGGUGCAUCCUGAUUUCAAAUUGGUAUCAGUAAACCAUACCCGCAGGUAUAAAGAGUAUGAACCUUUUGUCCUAGCAAGCCAAGCAACUCAGGUGCAUUAUUGCCCCUAUCCGAGUUUAAAUGAGUCGAUGAAGGACUGGUGGGCAGUUUGCGAAAUGAAAGCUAGAGCUGAUGUAGAAGUCUUGGAUAAAGCAUCUAGUGCAAUACCGCCACCCUUUCAAGAGGAUAAAUCGGUUCAUAUAGCCACUCCAACCAUAGAUGAUGACACAGUACCAGUUCAUCCAGAUGGUACUUUGAUAGAUAUCGAAGAAGCUGGUGAUAAAUCAGAUGAAGAUAUUCAAUUGCCGGAGACGGAUGAUGAUGAUGAUGAAGAUGACGAUGACGAUGACAGCGAUUAUUAGCAACAGAUGGUUCCAAGAUAGCAUGGUAGAUCACAAGUCCUUGGUAAGGAUGCAUCGACAUCAGCAGUGUUAUUAAAGAUUUUGGAAUUUGACUUUUGAUGGAAUUUUGAAUCUGAUGUUGAUCUUUAGUCUUUUUGGCUCUUGGGAAUGGUAUUGUUGUUUCUUGGCAGAUUAUACAUGAGAAAUGACUUGUUUAAUUAACUUUUGAUUUUUGUGGCUAUGAAUCAGCUUUGGUGUGUGUAGUUUUCAAAUGACAUGUUGUGUGUUGUGUAAAGGGAAAUUAAGGCAGGCAGUGAGGUCUCAAUUGUUUAGAACUACAAGUAGAGCAAAUGAUAUGCCAUUUGAUUGGAGAAAAAUGUAUAUUUCAUGGAAUUAUAUUUUAUCAAGUAUAUGAUUUAAAUGUUA